Stylonychia lemnae is the source of this 2652-nucleotide messenger RNA. The record is from the annotation of a GenBank genome assembly. NCBI's taxonomy places the organism in Eukaryota, Ciliophora, Spirotrichea, Sporadotrichida, Oxytrichidae.
AUGGAGAUAAAAUAAGACUGUAAUUCUAUCAAGCAGGUUCAACCUAAAUUAUCUUAGAUUAUUGAUGAUUUUGAAAUGCAAAAUAAUGAUUUAUGUAUCACAGACUUUCAAUAACAAGCUAUUCAAUCUAAAAAAGAAUUAGAAUCUCCUACAAGACUGAGGACAUCUAAUAAAUAAAUGAGAAAUCUGCUUAAAGAAAGAUUAGGAAUCAAUAACGUUGAGGACAUUGUAAUUUAGUAGAGUACACCUGAUUAUCCAGAGAUUUGCUUCAAAGAAAUAUACCUUUUUCAAGAAGUAAUUGGUUCUGGAGCUUUUGGAGUUGUAUUUUAAGUAGAAAAAAUUAGAAAUAUUAAUCCUACAUCAAAAUGUGUUGAUAGCAAACCGAUAUCAUAACUAGCUGCAGUCAAAGUGAUCAAUAAAAACACUCUCAAAGAUGAUGGCUAUAGAGUAUUAAAGAAUGAAGCUUUAAUUUUAAGAACAAUGGAUCAUCCUAAUAUAGUUAAAUUUUAUGAGAUCUAUGAGACAUCAGAUUUCGUUUUUAUUGAAAUGGAGGUAAUAAAAGGAGGAACAUUGAGUGAUUUCAUCAAAAGCAAGUUCUAAUUUUCUGAUUAAGAUGCUAGUUUGAUUAUAAAAAGUAUCCUCUCAGCUGUAGAGCAUGUCCACUCUAAGAACUUCGUGCAUAGAGACUUAAAACCUGAUAAUAUCCUUAUUUCUGAUCAAAAUGAUCUUUCAACCAUUAAAGUUGCUGAUUUUGGAUUGAGUGAAUCAUUAAGGAUUAAUAUAGCAUAUUCCUUGAACGAAAAAAUGGGCACACUUCUAUAUAUGGCUCCAGAAUAGACUAAAAAUCAUGCUUAUGGAAAAAGAAUAGAUGUAUGGGCUUGUGGAAUAAUUAUGUACAUACUGAUUGAAGGAAGACAUCCUCUCUUUGAUCCACAGCAUGAUAACGAGAGGACUUUCCUAGCAAAGUUGAAAAAUCCCUCUUGGAUGUUCGGUGUUAAUUUUACUAUGAUGGCUAAAGACUUUUUCUUAAAAAUGUAUAAGAAGAUGAAAAUUAAAUUAGUAAAAAUGGAUCAAUUCUAAAUGAGGACGAUUAAUAAAGGAUAAGUUAGAUACCCUCUUUAAAUGAAUCAAGAGAUUCCUCAAGGCAAGGGAGGAGAACCUAAUGAGAGAAAUAGCACCUAAGUACUAAGUGAAACUGGAUAGUCAGAAGCUGAUAUGUAAGAGGAAUCCAUUAGUCCUAAGCUUAGGCCUCAACUUCUUUUUUCGAAUCGUCAAUCUACUUUGGAUGAAUCACCGCCAAUAAGAGUAAAAUCUACUAAAAGAUACUCCAACAGAAAUCCAUCUAUGUUAAACAAAAAUAAGAAUAAUUAUAGCAUGUCACCAGCUAAUAUGAACGGAUAAAGAAGAAGUGAGAUGAAAUAAAACAAUUUAAUUUCUCCUAAAUAGUUUGAUAGCCAAAUCUUAAGUGAAAAUAGCAUACUUCCAAAGUAAAAAGAUUCAAUCUUGAAAUAGAUAGAGCAUUAUAAAACAGAUAAAACUGACUCUCCUUUGACUUUAGAGAUCAAAGACUCCCCAGUUAAGACUUUAGAUGCUAUUGAUCUAGACAAAGGCUUUAGUAAAAACAAAAUAGAAAAGAUUCUUGAUGCAAUCCAAUCGCCAAAGAAAUCAAGUUUCCACUAGGCUAGGCGAAUCACAACCAACAUAAAUUUGCAGCAAUGCCAAUACAAGAUAGAAGAUGGAAAUUAGUCAUUUUAAGAGCUAUCAAAUGCAGAAUAGUUUUCAAGAUAAAUAAGCAGAUAAGAUAAACCCUUAAGCCCCAAUUUUGGUGUUAAGAAUAUGCUGAGAACAUCUCAAAAGAAAUUUUCUAAUGACCUAUUUCAGCUUCCUAUAAUAAAUAAUGAAAAUAGUGAAGUUUAGAACAUCACUAACAGACGAGGAAUACCCUCUGAGGAUUGGUAGAAGAUUAUAGAUGGCCCUGUUAAAAGAAAGUCUCAAUUAAAAGCGUAUGCUACUUCUUCUAUCAACCCGGACGAUAAAAGUACUAAUUUUUAACCUUAGCUUUAAUUAGUUUAUGAUACGACUAAAACAUAGUAAUAAGCAAGCUUUGCUGGCUAUAAUAAGUUCUAGUAAAGAUUUAUGAGCUGGAAGGAAAAGAAAUCAGCAAACGAAAAAUCCUAAAACACCACUAUUGAUUCAAAGAUUAAUACUGGGUAUCAUAGUAGAUAGCCUUCAAGUCACAGUACCAGACAGCCAAUUAACUACAAGAGGUUUAAGAACCAGUAGCAGUCCGCUUAGUAUCUUAUUAAUGUUGAGGGACAUGACAAUAUUAUUGAUGAUAGCUCAGGUUCAUCUUAAAAGAAAGUGCUUCCGUAGACUACUAAAAUGAGGAAUUUUAGCGACUCCCAUAAUGGAUAAGCAAAGUGCUAAAAAUUUUAACGCUUUGAAGUUUAAUUUCAAGGACUAGUUGCAGGUGCACUCGAAGACCACAGCAAAUACUAACAGCAACUCGAAUAGUCACAAUGGCCAGUAAUAAAGGAGCAACAAUAAUAUGAUGGAAAAGAAGUUGAGCCCUUCAUAGAUAAAUUAUAUGAUAAAAAACAAACCUGUAAAAAAUCAAAUGGUUGUUUGGGGCUCGAAUAGGAUUAAUAAUGA